GUCAGCCUCCCAAACAGAGAGAGAGAGAGAGAGAACGUGAAAUGUGUCCAAAAACCACUCCCAUUUGCCUCCAAAAAAAAUAAAAAAAGAAAAAGAAAAACCACUUCCCAUUAAACUCCCGCGGUUCCCAAAUGUAUAAUCCAUCUGUCAUACAAAUAUAUCCUUUUUAAUCUCCAAGCAAUCUUUUCUGCUUUCCCUUUCUUAUUUUCCUCUCACCUUCCAUUUUACCGAAUGCCUUUAUUUCUCUCGCUCACAGAUACACACAGUCACACACUAAUAACCAAAUACGACUCCUCUCCCCUCUUCUUCCUCUCUCUUCAUUACUUCUUCUGCCUCUUCCUACUACUUUAAUAUUCCACCAAACGAACACACACCACUCCCGAAGCACAAAAACUGAGUCCACAUUGAUAGUAUUCACAGGUAAAGAGAGAGAAAGAAACAACAGAAAAGGAAUCGAGAACAGGAGUUUUCUAGAGUGAGAAAGUUUCAAGCGCCAUGGACGUCCAGAUCUAUGGCGUCCUCCGAGUUUUUGUCUUGUCCAUGGUUCUCUGUUUUACCCUUGUUGCUGGGGCUGCAUUGCGGGAUAAUCCGGCUACCAAGCACUCGGGCUCAUCAGGUUCUUCAUCCCAGAUAAAUUCCAACUCUGUUUUGGUGGCCCUUUUGGAUUCUCACUACACAGAGUUGUCUGAGCUUGUGGAAAAGGCCCUCUUGUUACAGACCCUUGAAGACGCGGUUUCCAAGCACAACAUCACCAUUUUUGCCCCCAAGAAUGAGGCUCUGGAGAGGGAUUUGGACCCGGAGUUCAAGAGGUUUUUGUUGGAGCCCGGGAAUCUUAAGUCCUUGCAAAAUCUUCUGCUGUUUCACAUGAUUCCGUCUCGCAUUGAUUCCAAUCAAUGGCCGCGUAAUAAGGACUCCUCCUCCUCCUCCUCCCGCCACACCAGCCUUUGCCCGGACGCCGCCGACGAAGACCUUGAGAUUUCUCACAAGAACGGCGAGAAGCACAUCAGCGUCGCCAGAAUCUUUAAGCCAAACGACAUCGUUCGCCCCGACGGCAUUAUUCACGGGAUUGAGCGAUUAUUGAUACCCAAAGCCGUCCAACAAGAUUUCAAUUCCCGGCGAAGUCUCAGAGCCAUUUCCGCGGUUUUGCCGGAAGGUGCUCCGGAAGUGGACCCAAGGACUCACCGCCUGAAGAAGCCGGCGAGUCCUGCCCCUGCCGGGUCUCCUCCGGCUCUCCCCAUUUUCGACGCCAUGGCUCCCGGCCCAUCUCUGGCGCCGGCCCCUGCUCCCGGGCCGGGCGGGCCUCAUCAUCAUUUCGACGGCGAAGCGCAGGUUAAGGAUUUUAUUCAUACAUUAUUACAUUACGGUGGGUACAAUGAAUUGGCAGAUAUUCUGGUGAACCUCACAUCAUUGGCUUCAGAAAUGGGAAGAUUAGUCUCAGAAGGGUACGUUUUGACGGUUUUGGCACCAAAUGAUGAGGCCAUGGCUAAGCUAACUACAGAUCAAUUGAGUGAGCCAGGUGCGCCGGAGCAAAUAGUGUAUUAUCAUUUGAUUCCAGAGUACCAAACUGAGGAGAGUAUGUACAAUGCGGUGAGGAGAUUUGGGAAAGUGAAGUACGACACUUUGAGAUUGCCUCACAAGGUCACCGCCGAGGAGGCUGAUGGGUCGGUGAAGUUCGGCGACGGCGAAAACUCUGCGUAUUUGUUCGAACCCGAUCUAUACACCGACGGUCGGAUCUCAGUUCAGGGAAUCGACGGAGUUUUGUUGCCGCCGGAAGAGAAAAAGGUUGUACCUACUAAAGUUGCCCCGGUGGCUAAGGCUGUGUCAAAGCCAAGGAGAGGGAAGUUGAUGGAAGUGGCAUGUAGUAUGUUGGGAGCAUUUGGGCAGCAUCAUCGAUUCAGUAGCUGUCAUUGAAAAAAUAUAUUUUGUGCUCAAAAAGAGGAAAAAACAGAAGGUCGAAUAGAAGAAAAGAAAAAUGAAAUACAGCAGAUUGGAGUGUGUAAAUGGCUAAUCCCCUCCCCUUUUUAUAUUGUCCAGUAGCGACAACCCAAUGCUCCAACAGCAUAAAUAGAGAGAGUUUCCUGAAUUGUGACAAAUUUUUAGGAACUUGGUAAAAAAAAGAUAUAUUUGUGCAUUACAAAAAUAAAGUGGGGUGGAAAGAUCUUCAAAGUCAAAAUAGCCCAAACCCACAGAAAAAAAAAAAAGAGAGUUUCUUUUCCUUUUCUUUUUUUUUUUUUGAUUUUUGUUAUAAAUACUGUAAUUACAUAUCAAUUUUUUUAUUGUAUUUAAAUGGUUUUUUUGCCCGAUGCGAUCAGUGUAUGCUUCUCAAAUAUCAUACAAUCAUUGAAGUUGAAGAAGAUGAACAAACAUCUCCUUGGUUUAUAUCUCUCCCAAUCACAAUAGUGGUCUUCUUUUCCUAUGUAGUGUUGAUCCUUUCUCCCUUUUAUCCUUUCAUUUUCUAAAUGUAUUGGUGGGAGUAAUUUGUCUAUUCCUUUUCUUUUUUCCAUUUGGCAAUAAUCUCAUUUAAUCGCUUAAGCCACAUGUAUUAUGUUAACCAACCAUAUUCUCAUUCCUUUGUCUAUUACUUCAAUCAUAUGUUGCGGGAGUAAUCAGAACUUAUAAGCGUCAAACAAAUCCGUUUUAGCAAUUCUUUUGUUAUGAUAAUCUCUUUCAGUUGAAAUCUUGCAAAGGUUUUU
Molecule: messenger RNA, 2693 nt
Organism: Oldenlandia corymbosa var. corymbosa
Lineage: Eukaryota; Viridiplantae; Streptophyta; Magnoliopsida; Gentianales; Rubiaceae
Source: the annotation of a GenBank genome assembly